UUUAGCGGCCAUGCACAAGACUAUGUUGGCAACCACCUAAAUUAGACGUGCAAAUAAAGGCGCUUUUUAUUACGCUGUAAAAAAAACCAUGGAGGCCGGCAAGAAUGACUUUAUGCAGCAGUACAAAACAAUUUCCCUGAAACUCAAAAAGAGAUUUCUUCGCAAGCCAAAUUUGGCCGAGGUCAGCGACCAAUACACUGCCCUUGGGAAGCAGUUACAGCACCAAGACUGCCCCCAUUAUGCUGGAAUGUGUAGCCUCGCUGCCGCAAAGUGCGAGCAGUCCAUGGGAAACAGCGCAGCCGAAGCCCAGGCACUGGCACAGGGGGCACGGCAGUUCUUCAACGCCGAGGCAGACUACCACACUCUGCUGUGUCCGUCGAUCGACGAACACUUGGCGGCCGCGGUGCAUUGCUUUUCGCGAGCCAUCGACCUCUACGUGCAACUUCAGGAGCCGUCCCUGGCAGCUGCAUUGUGCACGGAAGCCGGCCAGUGUCUCCGAUCCAUCGACCGGGCGCACUUGGCGAUGUCUUUCCUGCAGCGCGCCGUCCAGUUGCAGAGCAAGUGUGCCAUGGGCUACGUGGAUGCACUUCAAGAACUGGCCACCUGCCAAAUUGAAACCGGUGACUACUCUGGGGCCCUGUCAUCAUUCACUGAAGUUUACGCAAUAUCCCAGGAAAAGAGCAUGCUUGGCGGUCGCUCGAUGGGUGCCAUGGCAACGACACUGGCAUCGGCAGAGAUCAUGCGGCUUCUCUUGCUCCUAGUGCUACAGCCAUCCGCGCAGAAAAUGCCUGCAGAGCACGCUGCCCUUCUCGACCGUUACCUCUACGACAGCCCGGAGGAGACGACGCCGAGCAAACCAAGCUACCUGAACGAGGAUGUCUUCCUGCUCCUGCAGUCACUAGUGAUGGCGUUUGAAAGCAAGGACCGAGAGUCUGUCAGACUGCUUCAAAGCCAUCUGUGGCCUUUGCUGAAGGCAGACCAAAAUGAACUUCUCCACGAAGCGGUUGACAGACUUUGCAAGUGACUGCACUACAAGACCUGAACACUGCAACAGCUGUGUGCAGCUAUCGCUGUGUGCAGCUAUCGCUGUGUGCAACCUUUUGUUGCCUGUAUAUAACAUCGUUGCCGACGACGCCAGCGGUACCUGUGAUUAUUUUAGGCUCAUGGUUGAAUGCUCUUUGUUUUUCUUGAAUUCACAGUAGCCUGCUGCGUUGUAUGGGGUCAGAAUUCUCAUGAAGUCUGUGCUGUUGAAAACUGCGUACCUGUAAGUUGAAAAAAGUCACAGAAAGUCGCAAUGGUUGAAAGAAAAUCUGUGCACUUUAUUUCCUAAAUUGAGAGUGCGCGACCCAUUCUAGGAUAAAAUGACAGUGGGCAAUCAUUCCUACUCACCGUGUUAAACAUGGGAGCAAGUACAGCAUAGAAGACUGAGUAAGUCGGCAUAAGUGUAAACUAACACAUACACACACACAAAAAAAACUUUGGACUAGUACCAACAGCUGAACGAGAUGGGCUUUAACUGCCAAACACAGCUCGUUUCAGAAGAAAAUGACUAGUUGUCAGACAGCAGUACCGGUGGGGCAUCAAACGUGGAUAUUGUGACUAGUCAUCAAAGCCAUUCACGUGCCAGUAUUACAAGAAAUGGAGUGAUCCACCCUUGUGCAAAAGAAUAAAUGCUGUAUUGAACCCGA
Molecule: messenger RNA, 1688 nt
Organism: Dermacentor albipictus
Lineage: Eukaryota; Metazoa; Arthropoda; Arachnida; Ixodida; Ixodidae
Gene: Hap40
Product: Huntingtin-associated protein 40 kDa
Biological process (GO): vesicle cytoskeletal trafficking
Cellular component (GO): early endosome
Molecular function (GO): protein binding
Source: RefSeq, a predicted model, not a curated record